GUCUAAUCCGUGAUUCGAGCGAUUUGAUCGUCAAUUUUCCUUUAUUUUCUAUUCUGGGCUUAUGGGUCUCAUUUGUCUCUUCUUCACGAUUUUGCCAGAUUAGGGAAAACAAAACCAGAAAUUAAAAUAAAGGUUUCUGACACUAUCGACCCAGAUUUUGAUUUUAUCAGGAGUUUUGGAUUUCUGUGUUGGAGAAGAAGGUGAAUCUGAAGCGAUCAGUAACAGCUGCCUUUCUCUCUCUCUCUCUCUCUCUCUCUCUCUCUCUAUCGGAUGAAUUCUCCGUUGAGUUGCAAGACUCUGAGACUCUUUUCAAAAUCGAUUGCUUGCAAAUGUCUUGUUCUUGUUGCUAUAGCUCUGUUCUACAGAGCUCUGAUGCUCUCUUACUCCCCAAGAAACGCUCUGAACAGUAGCUCAUUGAUUCUAGCCCGUUACAUGACAGAUUCCUCCUCAACCGGUGGAAUCCGGACUGAUAAGUUUCUCGAGGUUCCUCAGAUCGUGUGGGGAUUAAACAACCAGAAGAUAGCUUUUGCCAGAGCUUGCUUGACGGCGAGAAUGAUGAACAGAACGCUUCUCAUGCCUAGUCUAAGUGCUUCCUUGUUCUACAAGGAAGUCGAUAAGCUUCGUCCGAUUCCGUUUGAUAAAGUGUUUCAGUUCGAAAGAUUCAACUCUAUGUGCAGCGGGUUUGUGCGGCUUGCUAGGUUCUCUGAUGUUAGAAACAGAACACAAGUGUUUGAUCUCGAGAAAGGUAGUGGAAGAAGAUGGACAGUGGAGAGAGACUUGAAACAGUUGAAACAAUCCGCAGGUAACGGAUCAAUCGAUGAGUUUGAAGUGAUCCGUAUCAUAGGGAAAAACCCGUUCUUGUGGCACGAUCAUUGGCCUGUAAAGGACUAUGCUAAGGUCUUUGAGUGUAUGGUUGUGGUUGAUGAAAUCGCAAGAGAAGCAGAUAUAGUUGUGAUGAAAAUCAGAGAAGCACUAGAACUCAGAACCGGAAUCCAGAGUCCUAUUCUUUUUGUUGCGGUUCACAUGCGGAUAGAGAUAGAUUGGAUGAUACAUUGUAAGAAACUAGAGCAAAGAAAAAAGGUUUCAGAGAUUUGUAGCAGUAAAAGAGAGAUUAUGGAGAGAGUAGGGAACAUUUCCGGUUUAAAGACUCCAACGGUUCUUUACCUUGCGGUAGCGGAUAGUCUCUUGGAAGAAAAAGAAGAGGAUUCAUCGGUUUUAACGGGUUGGAGAGACGGUUUAAUACCUUUUGAGAAGAAGAAGCUUGGGGUUAAAGAGGAGAUUUACGGCAAGUAUUCGUAUUUGAUUCAGUCUGCUAUAGAUUACGAGGUGUGUUUAAGAGCAGAUGUUUUUGUUGGUAAUAGCUAUUCGACUUUCUCUAGUCUCAUUGUUCUUGAGAGGACGCAGAAGGCGAGAAGGUUAGGGUUUAUGAGUUCUUGUGAAGAUGGUGAAAACGAGUGGAGAUCGUAUGCUUAUAAUCUGGCUGGAGAAUCAAAGGGAGUUCCAAGGAGAUGGAUGACGAAUAUGACUCAUACGAACUUGCAAGCUAUUAGCUAUGGCUCUAACUCUGUUUCUUGUUCAAGUGGGUGAAAUUAUCAUUUCAGAGUUAGUUUUUUGGUCGAUCUUUUUAUACAAUUCGUUUAUUGGUGGGGUACAAAGUUGUGUAGAUUUUGAUAGGAAAAGAAAAAAGGCAAUGCUGAAAUGUUCUUUUCUUCAUUUUGUUUUUCAAACUUAUGUCUUCUU
Molecule: messenger RNA, 1740 nt
Organism: Eutrema salsugineum
Lineage: Eukaryota; Viridiplantae; Streptophyta; Magnoliopsida; Brassicales; Brassicaceae
Product: O-fucosyltransferase 23
Exons: 2
Coding region: 271-1587 (438 amino acids)
Biological process (GO): pollen-pistil interaction
Source: RefSeq, a predicted model, not a curated record